AUGCACCUCUGGCGAUACCCAUCUCUCUCUAUUCACGGGAUCGAGGGCGCCUUCGAUGAGCCUGGAGCCAAAACCGUCAUUCCUGGCCAGGUGGUGGGCAAGUUCUCCAUCCGCCUGGUCCCUCACAUGAACGCAUCCACGGUGGAGAAACAGGUAACAGGUGUCCGCUGUGUGCCGGUGGGUGCUGUUCGAGCAGCGACAGGUGUGGGCCCCACACGGUUAACCCCGAGCUCGGCCCGGCCACACGGGGACAUGCCCGGCUCAGGACGAGAAAGUACUGAGGACGGGCUGAGAAGCAUCCGUGCAGGGAGCCUGGUGGACUCUUCUGGUCAGAUCUUGGUCCCCGGCAUCUACGACAGCGUGUCCCCUGUCACCGAAGAGAAGCGAGCCAUGUACUCGGCCAUCGAUCUGGACCUCGGAGGGUACUGGAACAGCACCCAGGUUGAGAGGUUUCUGUUCGACACCAAGUGCCAGGACUACCAGGGCGGAGCGCUCGUGGGGGACCUGUGUGAAGACCUGUGUGUGACCGGCCGGCUGGUGUACCGGCACUGCCUAUACUACGAGCGGGGCAAGAAGGUGCUGCAGGCCGACUGGCGGGGCCGGCCGGUCAUCCUCAAGUCCAAGGAGGAGGCCUUCUCCAGCUUCCAGCCCCCAGGCUUGCUGGAGGCAGUGGCCAACGAGGCCCAGGACCUGCCCGAGGCUGAGCUGCUGCUGCUGGUGGCCAGCGAGGUCAAGAGUGCCCUGGGCCUGCAGCUGGCCAACGGCAGCCUGGGGCGGCAGUGGCCAAGCCGGGGCCCCGGCUGGCGUGGGCAGGUGGCCAGCCUGUGGGCGCUGCUGCAGCAGGAGGAAUUCCUCCACCUGAGCCUGCUGCAGGGCCUGAGCCGCCACGUACCCCCUGUGCUGGGCUCCUGUGGCCACUUCUACGCCGUGGAGCUGCUGGCCGCCGGGAGCCCAAGCCUGGGCGCGCUCUUCCCGCUAGGCCCUGAUGUUGGGGCUCGAGGGGGCCAGGCCGCCGCCGCCGUGGGCAGCAUGGCGCUCAGCUUCCUGGACAUGGUGCGGCACUUUGAGCAGGACUUUGCCCACCGCCUGCACCUCUGUGAUGUCAAGCCCGAGAACUUCGCCAUCCGGAGUGACCUCACGGUGGUGGCCAUCGAUGUGGACAUGGCGUUUUUCGAACCCAAGAUGAGGGAAAUUCUUGAGCAGAACUGCACGGUGGACGAAGACUGCAAUUUCUUUGACUGUUUCUCCAAGUGUGAUCUGCGAGCACACAGGUGUGGGGCCCAGCGCGUGAACAGCAACCUACAGGUCAUCUGCGACAAGAUCUUCCGCCACUGGUUCUCCUCGCCUCGGGAAGACUCGGGGGUCUCCUUCCAGCUCCAGCAGAAGUUACAGGAGGUGGUGCAGGAGUGUGCGGCCCCUGGAGCCCCGGAGGCCCCCCGGAGAGCAGCCCGAGGCAUCUUUUGGAAGCUCCAGGGCCUGCUGCAGGCCGCGCAGCGGGAACUGCAGGUGGCCAAGCCGUAGCUGGGUCCCAGGCUCUGGUCACUCACUGCCCAGAGGUGGCCUUGGACUGACUUUGGCAUUUGCUCUAACAAGGAGACUCCUGUUGGUCUCGCUGUGGGGAACUGCUCAGCUCUCCAGGCCCGCCCUGCCUGGUAGGAUGGCCUCUGGGAAAGACCUCUGUCCCCUGCUUUUAACCAAAGGAGUGAGGGGCACCCGGUGGGUCCCCUUUGCAGGGUUCGUAUCAGAACCAGCCCUGACCCUGAAGUGCAGUUAUUCUUGCCCUGGGCUGACACAUUUCUGUACAUCAUCCCCACAUCUUCCCGUGUGCAUGUGAGGGAGUGUGAGAGUGAGUGUGUGUGCAUGCAGGGUAUGUGUGGGUGUAAGUGUGCACAAAGGUGAUUGGGAGACCGUGGGCAUGAGUGAGUGUGCACGUGCAUGUGUUUACAAGGGUUUGUGGGUGUGGGUGGGUGUCACGUGUGUGCAUCUAAGUGGCUGAGCGUGCCCGUGUGAGUGGGUGCUUGCGUGCGUGAGCGUGACAGUAUGCGUGUGCAUCUGGAUGUGUGUGAGUGCUGUGGCAAGUGAGUGUAUGGGCAUGAGUGAGUGUGCACAUGCAAGUGUGCACAGGUGUGUGGGUAAGGGUGUGUGAUGUGUGUGAGUGUGUGCGUGUGAAUGCUUGUGUGUGAGUGCACUCAUGCCUGUGCGUGAGCAUGACUGAGCGUCCGUGGAUGUGAGUGUGAGGGCAACAGGUGUGUGUGACAGGUGAGUUGGAUGCGGACGGUGGUGUCUCCAGCACACCCUCUGGGACCUUGCUCACCGCCCACAAAGAAAAGAAGGAACGUUUUCUUUCUUUUGGAAGUUGAUACAAUAAAAGUGAAAAGUCACAUACA
Echinops telfairi (small Madagascar hedgehog) is the source of this 2387-nucleotide messenger RNA. It is a transcript of the gene DIPK1C, whose product is annotated as divergent protein kinase domain 1C. The coding region runs from base 1 to 1521 and encodes 506 amino acids. The record is from RefSeq and is a predicted model, not a curated record. Lineage: Eukaryota; Metazoa; Chordata; Mammalia; Afrosoricida; Tenrecidae. The transcript has 6 exons.